Messenger RNA from Rana temporaria (common frog), 1506 nucleotides. RefSeq names its product amidohydrolase domain containing 1 (gene AMDHD1). The transcript is spliced from 9 exons. Bases 195 to 1493 code for a protein of 432 amino acids. Lineage: Eukaryota; Metazoa; Chordata; Amphibia; Anura; Ranidae. Gene Ontology annotation, cellular component: cytoplasm. Gene Ontology annotation, molecular function: imidazolonepropionase activity. The record is from RefSeq and is a predicted model, not a curated record.
AGCGCAGUGAGCCUUGAACAGGUAGUUUUGACAGGUUCUAGUUCUAAGAAUAUUAACAAGAGGGAGGUUACAAAACCCACCUGGCCCUUGUUGAUUGCUGUAGCCUUUGUGCAAUACACAGUCUCUGCUGUGGUCAGUUUAACAUAGAGUGCUGUUGUAGAAGGAAGCACAUUGGAAGCUUGCGGUUAAUAAAAAUGUCCUGCAAAUUUAGGCUUUUGUUGGAAAAUGCAGAGCAAAUGGUCCUUGUCUGUAGGAAUGAAGAGCAAUUCCUGCUCCAGGAGGGAAUGCAGCAUUUGGCAGUACUGGAGAAAGCCAGCCUGGUGAUUGGCAAUGACGGAUUCAUAAAGGCUGUAGGAACCACACAGACGAUACGUAAUCAAUUUUCUCAAGAAGAGUUUGAAACAGUCAUUGACUGUUCUGGAAAAUGUGUUCUGCCAGGAUUUGUGGAUGCACAUACUCAUCCUGUGUGGGCUGGUGACAGAGUACAUGAGUUUGCAAUGAAACUUGCAGGUGCUACGUACAUGGAUAUUCACCAGGCUGGAGGAGGAAUCCAUUUUACAGUGGAUCAUACAGAAGCCGCUUCAGAGGAAGAUCUGUACUGCAGCUUUAAACAGCGCCUACAGCGAAUGCUCAGGGCAGGAACUACAUUAGUAGAGUGUAAAAGUGGAUAUGGCCUGAAGCUGGAGACCGAAUUGAAGAUGCUAAGAGUGAUCGAGCGUGCUCACAGGGAAUUGGACAUUGGCAUUUCCUCUACAUACUGUGGUGCUCAUUCAGUGCCAAAAGGUAAAACUGCAGAAACGGCAGCCAAGGACAUAAUUGAAAAUCAUCUCCCUGCCCUCAAGCAAUUGGCUCUAAAUGAAGAAAUUCACGUGGACAACAUUGAUGUCUUCUGUGAAAAAGGAGUGUUUGACCUUGAAUCAACGAGGAGAAUCCUUCAGGCUGGGAAAGCUAUAGGACUACAUUUGAAUUUUCAUGGGGAUGAACUCAACCCUAUGAAUUCUGCAGAGCUGGGUGCAGAAUUGGGAGCACAUGCUGUGAGUCACCUAGAAGAAAUAAGUGAUGCAGGAAUCACUGCUAUGGCUGCAGCCAAGUGUUCUGCUAUUUUGUUGCCAACAACUGCCUACAUUCUAAGACUCAAACAACCUCGAGCUAGAGACAUGCUCAGUGCUGGGGUCAUUGUAUCUCUUGGAAGCGACUUUAAUCCCAAUGCAUACUGCUUCUCCAUGCCUAUGGUGAUGCAUCUGGCUUGUGUCAAUAUGAGAAUGUCUCUGAAAGAAGCCCUUGCUGCUUCGACAAUUAAUGCUGCAUACUCCCUGGGAAGAUCUCAUACACAUGGUUCUCUUGAGGUUGGAAAACAAGGCGAUGUUGUUGUUAUAAAUGCCCCAAGGUGGGAACAUCUGAUUUAUCAGUUUGGAGGCCAUCAGGAGUUAAUUGAAUAUGUGGCCAUAAAAGGCAAAAUUGUCUACAAAAAUGAAAGCGUUCUUGGCUUGUAAGGAUUGAAUCUAG